Cololabis saira (Pacific saury) is the source of this 825-nucleotide messenger RNA. Its product is annotated as coiled-coil domain-containing protein 122-like. The transcript has 6 exons. NCBI's taxonomy places the organism in Eukaryota, Metazoa, Chordata, Actinopteri, Beloniformes, Belonidae. The record is from RefSeq and is a predicted model, not a curated record. Bases 1 to 825 code for a protein of 274 amino acids.
AUGUCAGACUUUCCAGAGCACGGAGACGGAUUGAAGGAAAUCCCUGGGUUUUCAUUAUGCAAGGCCAUGGAGGAUCUCAGUCAAGCAGGGUUGACCCAAAAUGAGGCUCUUAAAGAGAAACAGAAAACACUCAGCUCCCUUCAGACAACUCUUUCAGACGUUGAAAAGAAAGGUGAGGCUGCAAAGCAGGAGCAUAGAAUCAUAGUAAGGGAAAUGUUAAUAGUAGAAGGCGACCUGGAGCAUCUGGAGAAGCAAAUUGAAGUCCUCCACGAUCGCUGUGCGUCUAUCAGCACGGAAAACACAGAAAUGCAAAGUCUUAUAAGUGAAGAGGAGGAGAAUGCUCGCCUAGCGCUUGCAGGGUUUGACACUUACAGAAAGAAGAUGGAGGGACACAGAAUGGCUGUUUUGCAUGCUGUGAGCCAGACAGAGGCUCAUAAAAUGCUUGAGGAGAAGAAGGAAAUGGUGCGGAUGCUGAUGCAGGAGAAAGAGCAGCUGAGACUGGAUUUGGAGAAUCCAGAUGGAAACACAGCACAGAUGGCGAAGAAGGAGACUAAUGCUCUGAAGAGAGAAAUCUCUGAGAAGAGGACCAUGAUAGCUGACAAGACAGGCAAACUAAAGAAAGAGUUAGAUGUUCAUUCCCAGUUAAAGAAAGACAUAGAGAUCCAGAACAGGCGCCAUGAAGCAAUCAUCAAGCGUCUCCGCUGCCAGCUGAGCAGAGCUCAGGCCGGCCACAGGCAAAUGUUUGAUGAAAUCUGCCACCUGCAGAGUCAACUAGCUGAGCUCAAAGGGCAGUCAUCACAGGAGUCAGUGGUCAGUGAUAAUUAA